Messenger RNA from Zasmidium cellare ATCC 36951, 1902 nucleotides. RefSeq lists its product as uncharacterized. Gene Ontology annotation, biological process: polysaccharide biosynthetic process. Lineage: Eukaryota; Fungi; Ascomycota; Dothideomycetes; Mycosphaerellales; Mycosphaerellaceae. The coding region runs from base 1 to 1902 and encodes 633 amino acids. The record is from RefSeq and is a predicted model, not a curated record. The transcript has a single exon. Gene Ontology annotation, molecular function: pyridoxal phosphate binding; dTDP-4-amino-4,6-dideoxygalactose:2-oxoglutarate transaminase activity; acyltransferase activity, transferring groups other than amino-acyl groups.
AUGCCUUCGAUAAGUCUACACCCGGCCGAUUUCGACAGCUGUGUGACUGGCAAAAGGAUCGCAACGGCGACAGUCAGUCGUGCUUCAGACGGAGGAACGAACGAGCAAGCAUUCGAUCUGCUGUGCGCGAAGGUCCCGUCAGACGACUUCGAAUCAAUCGACGUAUUGAAUAAGAAUGGAUUUCAAUAUGUCGAGGGCGAGAUUGACCUGGAGGUGAACCUCGAGACGACCGGUAUCAUCGAAGACACCACAAGUCUGCGCAAGGCUACCCUCGAUGAUCUACGAGAUCUCAAAGGGCUAGCAUCCGAAUCAAUGCGAGGCCGUACACGCCUUCGAAGCCCUUGGUUCACAACAGAAGACUCCGACAAGAUGUAUGAAACCUGGAUCGAAAAUGCCGUAAAGGGUCGUUACGACCACGUCUGUUUGGUCCACACAGAUGAAGCAGACAGAGUCACUGCAUUCAUCACGAUUAGAUGGCUCAAUGACGUCGAAGGACGGAUCGGUCUCUUCGCAGUCUCCGAGGAAUCGCGCAAGAGAGGCGUGGGAUCAAGAUUGUUCGAACAUGCAAAGGGUUUCUGCGACAGCUCUGGACGGAAGAAGCUGUUUGUUGCUACGCAGACGAGCAAUUUGGCUGCUUUGCGGCUAUAUCAGAGGACAGGUGGCCAGGCAAUUUCGACUGCACAUUGGUAUUACAAGAAGCCAGGUCGGGCAUCUCUGUCUUCCACAAACGCACAGAACGAAAGCAGCACGGCUGAGCAACCAGGUGCUUCUGUGCUCUCACGACCAUGUAGUGGGCAAAACAGCUUGGAACACGUGAAGGAAGUGUUGGAACAUGGAAGCUUGGCUGGAAAUGGCAAGUUCACUCGGAAAUGCGAAGACCUAGCAAAUAUUCAGGGCCAUGAUAGGAUUCUUCUGACAACAAGCGGAACCUUGGCCUUGCAUAUCGCCGCUCUCGCCAUCGACCUCAAGCUUGGAGACGAGGUUAUCAUGCCAACAUUUACUUACGUCUCGACAGUCAACGCCUUCACAAUGCGUGGGGCGACGCCUGUCUUUCUGGAUGUCGAUUAUACGUCGAUGAACAUGGAUUCGUCGCUCGUAGAAGGGGCGAUAACACCCAAGACACGAGCUCUUGUUGUUGUUCAUUAUGCUGGCGUUCCUUGUGAUAUGAAUGGUCUUGUUGGAAUCGCCCAAUUACAUGGCCUUCUCGUCGUGGAAGACGCAGCUCAGGGUCUUGGAUCCACAUCUGAAGAAUGUGCUCUGGGAUCUAUGGGAGACAUCGGUUGCUUGAGCUUCCACGGGACCAAGAUGGUGACAUCCGGAGGCCAGGGCGGCGCUGUCAUUGUCAGCAACACCGCACUACUCAAGUCCGUCCAGAACGCAUACUGGAAUGGCACAAACAGAGCGGAUUUUGCCGAGGGUCUGGUGCCGGAAUACACUUGGAUAGGGCCAGGAUUCAACUCCCAGAUGUCAGAGGUGCUCGCUGCACUACUCUACUGCCAGCUCGUUGUCCUCCCCGAACUUUUGGAGCAUAAUCGGCGAGGCUACGCUAUAUACUACGACCGUCUGUCUGCACUUGCUGAAAGGGGCGAGAUUGCACUUCCUACGCCGCCAAGUCAAGAGCACAAUGCCCACAUCUUCCACAUCAAAGUCGUCGACGCUACUCAGCGAGGGCCGUUGAAGAGGUAUCUCAAGGAGAGGAACAUCGCUUCUGAGCCGCAUUACGCUCCAUUGCAUUCGACUCCUCCAGGUAGAAGUCUGGGCCGAUAUCUUACCAGAGAAGAUGUUGCGAGCAAGGCGGCAGUUCAAUUGCUCAGGUUGCCGUUGCACGUUGGCAUGACUGAGCGAGAGAUUGAUAAGGCAGUUCUGGCAAUUGAGGGCUUCUUUGAUGGACGGAGUCCGUGA